GAACCAAGCAGAGCAAACAUACAGACGACCAGACGGACUCUGACAAGGGUCACACAAGAAGCUUCUGGGAAUACUGAACAACACUUCUGAUCAAAAUGAUGCUCUUGUGUGUGGUCAUCUGGUUUCUUCUCUCUGAGGUGACUGGUCAGCCGUCAGUUAUCACAGUGUCGGGACAUGUUGGAGGAUCAGUGAAGAUCCAGUGUUAUCACCUGUUUGCUGACACCACCACAAAGUAUUUCUGCAGGGAUCCGUGUACAUAUCAGCACAUUUUGAUUCAGUCUGGUCAGUCACCUACUGGGAGAUACACACUGGAGGAUUCAGGGAAAGGAGUCUUCACUGUGACCAUCACUGACCUCCAGAAAUCAGACAGUGGAACUUACUGGUGUGGAGUGGAGAGAUCUCUGAAGGACACGUAUCACAAAGUGCUGCUCACAGUUGCAGACGCUCCUUCAACAGCAGAUCCUGCUAGAACAGUGAGAUCCAGUGAACCUACAGUUCUAACCGGCCCGAGGGAGAAAUCAGGGACUCCACUCUAUAUUGCUGCUGGGCUUAUUGUGAUUAUUGUAUUCAGCAUUGCUGCUGUAAUCUACACUAUUAGAGGACCAACAAGGCACUCAAAACAGCUUCAAAGUGAUCUUAUCUCAGCAAUGUCCUCCACUGCUAGUCUAGAAGAAGAAGAUCUACACUCACACGUCUGCUUUACUGUCAUCAACUGCUCUGCUGGCUUCACCUCAGAGACUCCCAACAACCAAGCUUUGGACAACCUGCUGUACUCCACAGAGAAAGGACUACUCGCACAUGUGAUCUACAGCUUAGACAGAUAAUCAUUCAUCUUUCACCACAGUGAAGAACUGCAAUAGAAGAGAAAUAAAAAAUAAACAUCAAGAACAUCCGCUAGCUCCAUUAUGAUUAAAAAAAUUCCCUUAAAAAAGGGAAAUAAUCAAAUUUGAAUUCCUGGAAAUGGUCAUUGUACUGUUUUAUUUUAGAAAUUGUUUAAACCACACACACACACACACACACCUAAGCUCCUUCCCCCUCAGGGUCACACGGGGUGCUGGAGCCUAUCCCAGUGGUCAUUGGGAGG
Messenger RNA from Pygocentrus nattereri (red-bellied piranha), 1084 nucleotides. RefSeq names its product CMRF35-like molecule 8. The coding region runs from base 96 to 824 and encodes 242 amino acids. The transcript has 6 exons. NCBI's taxonomy places the organism in Eukaryota, Metazoa, Chordata, Actinopteri, Characiformes, Serrasalmidae. The record is from RefSeq and is a predicted model, not a curated record.